CGCUACUGCACUGUCUAUCUAACCCCCAUCACCACAACCCACCACCAUGUUGCACUACUACUAACAGAUAGUGCCUGUCUUCCCUACCCCCUCUCCUCCGCUCUGUUAUCAGACCAUGCGUCUUCUCUAGACCUCUUCCCCAACCCACUCUGCAAUGUUCUGAAAGAGCUCCAAUCCCCGUCCUUCGUUUACCUGCGUGAUACCCCCGGACUCUGCGCGCCAAGAUGUCCGUCCUCCGCCAUCAUGGGGGUGCCUACCUCCAACGGCGCCUCACCAAAAUCGUGGGGCCUGGACUGGAGCGAUGCCAGUGCCGCCCAGCCCAAUGAUAUUGACGAAUCAUUAACCCAAGCUGGCUACAGUGAGAUUGUCGAGAGUGUUAUGUCUUCCAUUCAGGUGCUGCUGAAUGAGGCGGAGCGUAUCCAGCAUGGCGGUGCCUCCGAUCUGCCUCCGAAAGGCGCUAGUGCGGACACUCCCAAGGGCGGUCUCAGUGGCCUUCCAGUCAAGUCUCACUGGACCAGUGAUGAGAUCAGCCGUUCCAAGGCUCUGCUGGCAGACCUGGAAGGCUAUAUCGACACCCUCUAUGACCUGUCGAGCUCGCGACGCAACAUGAGUGCUAGCUUGACUGCUGGUGGACAGUCCACCACCAAGGGCCGAUCCCGGCCCGCUGCCAUUUCUGACUACUCCAUCUUGGACUCAAAAGCCUACCACGGUGCAUCUUUCGACGGCACACAACAGAGUCCUUUUGAUGUAGCACCCUCGCCUACGCACAAUGCGGCGGCAUUCAGCCAGGCUCGAUCUGAGAAGAUGCCUUUCGAUAAGGCUCCGCUGGACACUUAUGUCAUUGAUCGUUCUGCCCUACAGUUGUCUGGUUCUUCGCAUGACAACAACCCGCCCCCUUAUGAGCAGGUGGCAGCUUCUACCAACUCUCGGGCCAUCGGUCGCAUCAGGACAUCGGCAUCGCCUUUUCUUUACGGCACCAAAGACUCGACAGCAACAAUUCUCGUCGAUUACAUGCCGAUGAUGCUUGAAGCAUCGAGUGCUGCCACCAAGCCGGAGAAGAAACGACUGGACCAUGUACAGCGGACUCUGGAGCAGCUCGUGCAGAAUUCGCGUGUGUCUCACCUGGGCUUGCUGAAGUUCCUGGGCUAUUUUAUCGACAUGCCAAAUUCCCGAUACGCAUUCGUCUAUCAGAUGCCUAUGGACUACUUCCCAUUCCUUCGCAACCCGACUGAUCUCUUGAAUGGGUUGAAGCCAAAACCCCUCGUCUCCCUUUUUCAAACAAGCGAUGAACACCCUAUCCCGAAUUUAGAAACGCGCUUUCGCUUAGCUUAUGACCUCCUGAUGGCAGUUCUACAGCUGAGGAGUCAGAACCUUGUACAUGGCAACAUCAACAGCAGUAACAUUCUUAUCUUCCCCGGCUUGACGAACUCGAACCGCGAUGAAGUCGGACUCACGGAGGAUUUGCGCCGUCCCUACCUAACAUCAUUUGCUCAAUUUUCUGGAAACGGGCCGUCACCCGAACCCUUGUCUUCCAGCAUAUAUCGUCACCCAGACGAUAAGCGGUCGAUGGAGGAUGAUGCUGCCUGGGCCUAUGACCUGUACUCACUUGGCCUCGUGCUGCUCGAAAUUGGACUUUGGACUCCCAUUAGUCGGAUCUGGAAGAUGAAGUACAACAACUCUAUGUUCAAGCAAAGAAUCGAGAACACCUACUUGAAGAAGCUGGGCCCCAAAUGCGGCAGCGCAUAUCUCCACGUGGUACAGCUGUGCUUGGAUGCACCAAACUUCCAUCUGUCGACCCAGCCGUUCGAUGACCUGAACCUCCGCGUCCCUCAGGCCUUCCACUACCCCGUCCUAGACCUCUCCGCGCCUGACAGCAUCUUCUCGUUCUCUAUGAACUUUCUUUACACUAUGUGCAAGAUUGUCUGGUCCUGCUGCAGGAUAGACAUGUUCUCUGCCCCUACCGCUGAUGAGCUGGAUGAUUGCCUUCCGCUUGCACUUGUUCCUGGCCUGGAUUCGGCGCCGAUGAAGGAACCCGUUCGUGAGUUCAAACCUACUCCGGAGCCCAUCCGACCUUUCCAGGAACCGUUUGCCACGCUACCUACUGCCGACAUGAAGAUGUUCCGGGAUAAGAUCAAUGUGGAGGAGCGCAAGGUACGAAAGCGCACUUGCAAAAAACUUUCGGGCCUAGAGAUUCCACAAGACCAUCUCAAUAAAUGGAACUUCCAGAUGCUACCACGCUUGAGGAAGCUUCUACAGAAGAUCCUGAAGGACUCUGCCGAAUCUUGCAGUGUUACACUCAUGAUGACUGGUGAAACGGUCGACAACGCCAAGACCACGGUCUGUGUCACUUGUGCCAGUGCAAAGAAGGUUCGGGCCGCACUCAAGAAGUAUUUUGUCAUUGAUAGCGAAGAGUGGGAUCUCCUUGUCCUUCGUGGCGAUGUACAGAGAUCGAAGGUCCCACGCAAGAAGCGCCGCAGGCCGGCAAUGGCAGGACAAGGAAAUGCUGGCGCACCUUCGUUGGUCCAGAAUGACCCAAACCCUUGCUAUCAGGAACGGCCUCUUUGCGGUGCAUCAAUUGGCGCUUUUAUCAACGAAGAACAUCUGCCACCUGUAUCUUAUGGGGGAGCUAUCCUGGUCGAUGGCAUGCCCUAUGGGAUGACUGUCCAUCACAUGCUAGAAUCACCAAGUGACCAGGAGGAUGCGGAUGAGCCGGAUACCGGUGGCCCUCUACGGUCUUCUGCAAAUUGGAUGCACGAUAUGGCAGCCCCUCAGAACCCAGAGUUUAUGUACUCCUGGGCUGACGAGGGCCCGUCAGAUGUCGCAUCAGACCUUGAGUUUGAGGUUUCGGAAGACGAGGAUGGGGAUGAUAUCUCGCUGUCACCCAGUCUAGAUGGAACAUUCGAAGACUCAUACCUUUCCGAAGGCUACUCCUCUGACGAAGAUGGGGGGAAUGCUGAUGACCCCUAUGACGACGAAGAUGCAGCAUCCAUAGGCGAUACUCCUGGGAUUGAUCCUGGAGACGAGCCCUUGCUAUACGUCACACAGCCAGCCAUUGAUGACAUCGAUGAAAGUUAUUUUCCAAGCCCUGAAGACCGCGAUGAUGAACAUCUUGCCUCUCACGCUUUUGGAUACGUACACGCAUCCUCGGGUGUUCGGCGCUGGACGCGAAAAGGGAUCCGACACGAGAUUGACUGGGCACUGAUCAAGAUCAACGAUGAGCGCAUCAACGUGCGCAAUAUCGUAUACGACAAGACGUGCGUAAUGAGGCCAGACGCGUAUGGACAGAGACGGGCCCAACAGGCGCGCAUGCCGCGGCAACCAGAGACUAUCUAUCUCAAUAACAUUUGCCGGCUAGAAGACCUGGGGGGCCUCCGAGUCCACUGCUGUGGCCGAACCAGUGGCCUGCAAACCGGCCAGAUCUCCAGAGCCAUGACUCUUGUCAAACUGCAUGGGCGACAAACCUUCUCCACCAGCUUCUGUGUUGAUGGGAACUUCGGAGUGCCCGGCGACUCAGGAGCUUGGGUGUUCGAAAAGGCCAGCGGUCGAGUUUGCGGCCACGUUCUCGCGUGGUCCGACAAAACCCGCACCGCUUACAUCGCCCCCAUGGAAAUACUCCUCGAAGACAUCGCUCGCUCCCUGAAUGCCAACUACAUCAGUCUGCCGCCCGGCAAUCCUGACGAGUCCCGCGCCAGUUCCAUGCAUCAUCGCCCAAACCCAAACCCGUCUGCCAUGGACCCCUACCACCAACAUCCUGCCUACCACGCCCCUCGCCCUAUCCGCGGCCAACUCCCCGUGGACAUUAACCCUCUUCGUAUCGAUGACGGAGACAUGGGCUCCUCCGUGAAUCCCAGUCGCGGAACGCGCGAAGUAUCAACCCCAUACCGGGGAAUGCCUAUCCUUACCCCACCUCGAAGCCUGGAAAGGCAACUCGCAUGACUUGCUCGCUGCUCUUCCCUCGCCUCCAUAAGCAGCACUACUAUACAUUCCUUACCUUAAUCACUGUACUUGCUACUAUAUUCCCCACCCGCACACUGACGGAUUUUUUCCUUUUUUGAUGACAUUGAUUUGAACGAGUGGACAAGAACAUAAUACCCCUUUUUGUUUGUUGGUUGUUGCUAUUAUUUUGCGUUGCUGUUUUCGGUGUUUGAGCUGGUUGGUUCCAUCCCUACGCUGAUGGAUGAGAGAU
Messenger RNA from Aspergillus eucalypticola CBS 122712, 4186 nucleotides. RefSeq lists its product as uncharacterized. Bases 244 to 3936 code for a protein of 1230 amino acids. The transcript is spliced from 3 exons. NCBI's taxonomy places the organism in Eukaryota, Fungi, Ascomycota, Eurotiomycetes, Eurotiales, Aspergillaceae. Gene Ontology annotation, biological process: protein phosphorylation. Gene Ontology annotation, molecular function: protein kinase activity; ATP binding. The record is from RefSeq and is a predicted model, not a curated record.